UCGCCGUUGACGUGCUGCCGGCAUCGCCGCGCAACAGCCCAGUCUCUCGCACGCUGUCUCAGGAAGCGGUCGUCACUGUCGGCAACGCAGGACCGGAGCUUCGACAACCAGCGCUUCUCCGGCGGCGGCUGCCGGGCAAGUCGGAGACGGGAGGACCGCCGGAAGAACGGGAAACAGGGCCCGUUGCCGCGAACACCGAGGUCCUCCGAGACGAAUAACGCCAGCGAUUGGCGGGCUCGCGUCCCUACCAACUGUCCGUGAGUCGCCACCGUAACGUCAGCAGGCGCCAUCAUGAGCGACGACUUCGAGUCCGUCGACCGUGCGGACAGUUUGGACGCAUUGAGCUCGAAAGACGACGACGACGAUGCGCCGGAGCCAAUGAUAGCGAAGGGCGACGAGGAGCGGGAGGACCACACCGCCUACACCAAAGGCAUCAUAGCGGUCGUCGGUUCUCAAACAAGGCCGCACAUAUGCUACCGCUAUCCGGUCACUCCGGUCUACAUCAAGCUCCCCAAGUCCAUCAAAGAGAUUGGGGACAUCUACAUGCAGAUGGUGAUGCCCGUCGACUUUAAGAGGGUGAGCUGGGAGUUCACGCACUCGUCGGACAGGCACCACGUCUGGAACUCGACAGAGAUCUUAGGCAUAGGCCACCACAAGGUGCGCGUCACCUUCCAAGACCUGGUGGACGGCAAGGAGAACAAGUACGAGUGGCACAACUCGGACAUCGGCUCGGUGGCGCCCGUCUUCAAGCCACACUGCGAGCACUUCAUGCAGCUACACUAUGACGACAAGGAGAAGCAGCUUGUGACUUACGUCAACGGUCGCGAGUACAAUAGACACGACAUGGAUGAAGGCUGCAUUGCCAAUGAAUUCACCCUGUAUGGCUCUGUUUUCAUUCCCGAACUGGUCAUACCGUGUGAAUUUAAGGAAAUGCCGCUCACGGUUAACCUGAAUGGGGCGGUGGCGUAUAACGACACCUACUCCAUCCGAUUCCACGUCAAACCGCCUGGAAAGAAGCUGUCGCUGAACUUCGGCGAGAUAUCAUUCGACAUCGACCUGGAAGAAUACAAAGACCAGCUUCACCGUGCAACGCACGAGGAACUGCAGGUGUCUUCGCACUCAAGCUGCGCCUUCGUCAGCCUCAACCGCAAGAUGGUCGCCAAAUCGAUGCGCCGGCUCGUCACGCCUGUCAUGAUCAUCGACGGCGACAUCGAGAUCACCAACCUCCAGAUCCAGGAGUUCGUCUUCAAGGGUUACAGAAAGUGUUACAUGCUCCAGAACUUCUUUAACGAAACGGGCGCCGUCUGCAAGACGUUCGUGUGA
Rhipicephalus sanguineus (brown dog tick) is the source of this 1323-nucleotide messenger RNA. RefSeq lists its product as uncharacterized. The record is from RefSeq and is a predicted model, not a curated record. The coding region runs from base 292 to 1323 and encodes 343 amino acids. Lineage: Eukaryota; Metazoa; Arthropoda; Arachnida; Ixodida; Ixodidae. The transcript is spliced from 7 exons.